This is a messenger RNA of Olea europaea var. sylvestris, 2257 nucleotides long. Its product is annotated as AP2-like ethylene-responsive transcription factor TOE3. Gene Ontology annotation, molecular function: DNA binding; DNA-binding transcription factor activity. Gene Ontology annotation, biological process: regulation of DNA-templated transcription. Bases 452 to 1858 code for a protein of 468 amino acids. NCBI's taxonomy places the organism in Eukaryota, Viridiplantae, Streptophyta, Magnoliopsida, Lamiales, Oleaceae. The transcript has 10 exons. The record is from RefSeq and is a predicted model, not a curated record.
AUGGUGAACUAUGCAAGUUGAGUUUGCAGUAACCACCAUAGAUGCUUUCUCCCUCACACAUAGUUCACACACUCUGUGUGUUUGUUAUUACUUAAAAUAUACUCUCUCUCUAUUUCUCUCUGUCUACAUUUGUACGCUACUCUGCUAUUUUCCACCUCCGUCAAAACGCAGCACCACUGAACUUCUUUCUCACUCUUCUUCUGUUACACACGAGAAUCUAAACUUUGCUACUCAGAAUAUGUACAUACAUAUUAUGUAUAUGUAUACAUAACCCAUCUCUCUGUUUAUCGAUUUUUGGGUGUGGGUUUAUAUACACAUACCCGCUUGUGUAUAUAUCUUUGAUCCUUCAUAGUUUCUCUCCCUACCUUCAUGAUUGGGUUCUGUCAUUUACAGUAAAAGGUUCAUACAGAAACACAAAGUAGAUAGAUAGAGAGAGAGAGAGAGAGAGGAAAUGUUGGAUCUGAAUAUUGAGGCAGUAUCAGUUGAUUCCAGCAAGUGGGAGGAUGAAACUGAUUACCACCGGAAAAUGGGCAUAACUCCGAUCAUCGCCGUCGCAGAAGGUGAUUCUUUAACUUCCACCACCACCUCAGCAACUAACAAUGCUGUCGAGGCCGACGAACAAGAUACCAACAGCUCCACCCGCAGGAACUCCCUCUCAACGCUAAAUUUCUCUAUCCUUAAAACAAACAUCAUAGAAAUUUCUGAUGAUCAAAAUAAUGACGAUAAAAAAAGCAGUAGCGAGUUACAGCUUUUUCCGACGAGCGCGAAUGAUGCAGCUUCGCCAUCGGCGGCUUCCAUGGCAAAAUUCUGGUUGAAUUUAUCGGUGCCGGAGGUUCCGGGGGAAUUGGGAAAUCACAAGGCCCUGCGUCAGCAGCCACCGGCGGUGAAGAAGAGUAGGCGUGGACCCAGGUCUCGGAGCUCCCAGUAUCGGGGAGUCACCUUCUACCGGAGAACUGGAAGAUGGGAAUCUCAUAUCUGGGAUUGCGGUAAACAAGUUUAUUUAGGUGGAUUUGACACAGCUCUUGCUGCAGCUAGAGCAUAUGAUCGAGCUGCCAUCAAGUUUCGAGGAGUUGAUGCUGAUAUUAAUUUCAAUAUUAGUGAUUAUGACGUGGACAUGGAACAGAUAAAGAACUUGACGAAAGAGGAAUUUAUUCACACUCUUCGUCGCCAAAGCACUGGAUUCGCUAGAGGAAGUUCAAAAUACAGAGGAGUAACCCUGCACAAAUGUGGUCGAUGGGAGGCUCGGAUGGGUCAAUACCUUGGUAAAAAGUAUACGUAUCUUGGUUUAUUCGACAGUGAAGUAGAAGCUGCAAGGGCAUAUGACGAGGCUGCUAUCAAAUCCAGCGGGGGAGAUGCUGUGACCAACUUUGAGCCUGGCAUCUACGAGAAGGAGAUAAAUAUGGCUGCCGGAGGUGGAGGUAUAGUUAGUGGCAACAGUCUUGAUCUCAACCUCGGAAUUUCUUGCUCAUCAGUUGGCGUACAAGGGAAUGAGAACACCAGAAACGUGCACUUUCAGUAUGGUUCUUGUGAAUUGCGUGAUGGAAAAAAAACAAAGGGCGAGAGCUCAUCUAAUGCACAUGAUCUAGCGACGGCACCCAAGUAUGCUCCCUUGUGGACUGGGGAAAGAGCUACAGGAAUGAAUACAGAAGCCAAUGCUUUGCCCGUAUUCUCAAAUUGGCCGUGGAAAAUGCAAAACAUUGGUGUCAUCACCCCCGUUCCAUUGUUGUCUUCUGCAGCAUCAUCAGGAUUCUCUUCGGUUACCAUUCCUCCUUCAAACUCCGUUGAGUCAUCAAACAUCCCAACUACAAUUUCAUGCUACACCUUCCAGCGCCCUCCAACAACCCUCGACUACAAGUAGCGUUCAACCAUCAUCACACGUUCAGUAGGUUCUCUUUAGUCUGUUGAAACUCUGCUAUCCAAGAAAGCCAAUUUCAAUCACUGUAAUUUUUCUUCGAUCAUGCAUAUAGUACGACGCAUAGAUUGAAAACACUGGAUGUGAUUGUGAUGUAUAGAUUUGAUUGAAAUCCAUACACUACACACUGUGAUAUUUUUUUGCAAUCUCUCUCUUGGGAAAUCUGCAUUUCUUUCUAAGAAAAUUCUUAACUUCUAUGAGAUGUAGGAAUGAUUUCUAGCCGUGUAUAAAACUGGCAUAUAUCAAGAUGCUAUUUUGAAUGGUGAUGGAUGUGCAUGUGUAUCAGCUAGCUUGUUCUUAGCAUGAAAGAAAAGUAAUUGCAUCUCAGUAUGCAAAUUCAAUUUU